CUUAGACAGGGUUAUUAUUGGCCCAACAUGUACAAGGAUGCCACUCACUUUGUUCAGAGAUGCUUGAAAUGCCAGUUCUUUGCGCACCUGACUCACGAGCCUGCAGAAGAGCUCACUACUCUGGUAGCACCAUGGCCAUUUGCUCAGUGGGGAUUGGAUCUCUUGGGCCCAUUCGUGAAGGGGGUUGGUGGUGUAACCCACCUGAUUGUUGGUGUAUAUUAUUUCACAAAGUGGGUUGAAGCUCGGUCGUUAUCCAGUCUUACUUCCAAGAAGGUUGAAGACUUUGUUUUCAGCUCAAUCAUCUGCAGAUAUGGGAUCCCGAAUCAGAUUGUGGCUGAUAAUGGAACUCAAUUUAACUGCACCUCUUUUCGAGAUUUCUGUUCCAACUACGAGAUUAAACUACAGUUCACCUCGGUUUACCAUCCGAAAUCCAACGAAAUGGUCGAAUCUGUUAAGUGCAUCUUAGAAGGUAUAAAGCCGAGGCUGGAACAACACAAGGCCAAAUGGGCAGACGAGCUCAACAACGUCCUCUGGGCAUACAGAACUACGAGUCAAACUGCCACAGGUGAAACACCCUAUCAUCUGGCCUUUGGUACCGAAGCAGUCAUUCCUAUCGAGAUAGGAGUUCCAAGCUUCAGAGUCACCCAUUUCGAUGAAGGACGAAAUGGACAACUGCUUCGGGAGAACCUUGAUCUGCUUGAUGACGUUAGAGAAGAAGCACGACUUCGAACUCUACUAUACAAGCAGAAAAUAGCAAACUUCUACAACAAACGAGUUCGACCCCGAACAUUCAAAGUAGGAGACCUUGUUCUUAGGAAAGCAGGUCUGACGGGGUUUGAAACUCGAUUUGGCAAGUUGGCACCAAAUUGGGAAGACCCCUACACUGUCGCCGAAGUACCGCACCUAGGUGCUUAUAUCCUACGGGACACCGAAGGCAAACGGGUUCCCAGGGUAUGGAAUGUCAAUAAUUUGAAGAAAUUCUACCCUUAGCACACUUCUUUCCAAUGAACUUCGUCUUAUUUUCAUAAGCAUCGUCAUUUUUUCUAGCUCACUAUGUAUUCAAGCUCAAUUUACUUAUCUCAUUAAUGAAUUUCACUUCAUGUU
Molecule: messenger RNA, 1104 nt
Organism: Rubroshorea leprosula
Lineage: Eukaryota; Viridiplantae; Streptophyta; Magnoliopsida; Malvales; Dipterocarpaceae
Source: the annotation of a GenBank genome assembly